Laetiporus sulphureus 93-53 is the source of this 297-nucleotide messenger RNA. RefSeq lists its product as uncharacterized. The record is from RefSeq and is a predicted model, not a curated record. NCBI's taxonomy places the organism in Eukaryota, Fungi, Basidiomycota, Agaricomycetes, Polyporales, Laetiporaceae. The coding region runs from base 1 to 297 and encodes 98 amino acids. The transcript is spliced from 3 exons.
AUGAAGCAGAAGGGAGGUGCGACGGCGCCGCCGCCGCCGAAGAAGAGCCAUAAACACAUGGCGAGCAUUGCCAGCCUCAUACGUGCGGAAGACAGGGCGGAGGAAGGCUGGAGCCCGAUAGGCACCACGUUCAAUAUCCCGCCAAACCCGCGUGCGGACCGGGCUGGAGAUGAUGCGAGGAACAGGGACAAAGGAAAGAGCGAGGAGGGCAUGGGAGUCGUGAGUGCUCUGUGUGCGCAUCGCGCUCGCAGUCGUGCAGACGGACAGACCGUGCUCGUGUACGUACAGAGCGUGUGA